Messenger RNA from Corythoichthys intestinalis (scribbled pipefish), 5556 nucleotides. RefSeq names its product zinc finger, FYVE domain containing 9b (gene zfyve9b). NCBI's taxonomy places the organism in Eukaryota, Metazoa, Chordata, Actinopteri, Syngnathiformes, Syngnathidae. The transcript is spliced from 16 exons. Gene Ontology annotation, molecular function: metal ion binding. Gene Ontology annotation, biological process: endosomal transport; liver development. The record is from RefSeq and is a predicted model, not a curated record. Gene Ontology annotation, cellular component: early endosome membrane. The coding region runs from base 77 to 2689 and encodes 870 amino acids.
UCUCCUCCCCCAACCCAUCACAGUCAUUUCUGCUUGCGCUGAUGUUGCUGUGUGAGUGUGAUGUAAGUGCAAGACCAUGUUGAAGUUGUUCUCCGCGCGGGACGACGACAACGAAAGCCUCCUGGGGGGUGUCACAGAAGAUGAAGGAGACAACCCAUCUCUCUGUGACACCAAGCUGCCCUGGAUGAGCAGACCAUAUCUCCUCGUCCUCAAAGAUGCGGGAGACAUGUCCAAAUCAGGGCAAAUCAGACCAGAAGUCUCUCCUUCGAAGCCCUUCUCCGAUAAAACGGUCACUCCGAGUGUAGAAAAACCUCCUGCAAAGAUGCUCAAUGUGGAGGAAGGUGGCUGCAAGGUGACACCAUGGGUCGAAGGGCAAGGCGAGGAGUCUCCCAGCCCUCUAGUUCUGAGUUUGGCCGAGGAGGAGGGCAAGCUUAAGACUGUGCCUUCCAAGGAAGACUCGGUGAUUGAGGAGAAGGAGAUGGAGGAAUCCGAAGACUUCCAGAAUCAUCUUAAAGAUGUUUUGUCCAUUGGAGAAGAGGAGGGAAAAGCCUCCACGUCCUCGCCAGUCAAUCCUGACAAUGAGUCCGGUCCGGUCGGGAUCAUGAGCAAGGAGCGAUCUGACGCAUUGGGAGAGGUGGCUCCGGUCUGGAUCCCCGACGCCGAGGCCCACGUGUGCAUGAAGUGCGGCAUCAAGUUCACGUUUACCAAGCGGAGGCACCACUGUCGCGCCUGUGGCAAGGUGUUUUGUGCACUUUGCUCCGGCCUCAAGUUCAGACUUUCACAUCUGGACGGCAAGGAGGGGCGGGUUUGUGUUUCCUGUCAUUCAACUCUCAUUAAAAGCACAUCGCCGAGGGUGAGAAGGAGGGUGUGGUUCGCAGACGAGCUCCUGAUCCAAAAACAGUCAGAGUCCGCUCCCGCCACACCGGUCAGAGGGCCAGCUUUGCCACCUUUGAGGAGCCGAGCGGCACGCAGCGGGACUGUCAAAAGUCCGGGAGGGUCGCCACAGCUCAGGAGGGCCUCCAGACCACAUGGGGGUGCUAAUGAGGCGUGUGCUGCUCGAAAUUGGGGAACGUCUACUCUUGUGAGCAGCUCCUCUAACCUCAUCCCGCUCGAAGGCCUGCCGCCCAUCCUCACUUCCACAGGCGUCAAAGGAGAUUACACCGUAGAGGAGCAGCCCUCGGAGACGUUGCUCAUCCACGAGCUGGAGAGCGGCCGCUCCAACCCCUUGGUGUUUGUCCUUAAUGCUAAUCUGCUCGCCAUGGUCAAGAUGGUCAACUAUGUUAAUAGGAAAUGUUGGUGCGUGACCACCAAGGGGAUGCACGCUGUUGGCCAGGUGGAAGUGAUGGUGCUCCUGCAGUGUCUCCCAGAGGAGAAAAGCUUUCCUAGCGACAUCUUCAACCACUUUAUCCAACUGUAUAAGGACAGCCUCACUGGGAAGGUGAUCAAGCACCUGUCACUGUCCCUGUCCACCGGCUGCUUCCUGGGCAGUGAUGAACACGCGGGCUUCUUGUUUGUCCGUCCCACUCGUCAGUCCCUUCAGGGUCUUCCCCUACCCAGUCAGCCGUACCUCUUCGGUCUGCUGCUCCAUAGGGCCGAAGUGGUUUGGGCCAAGAUGUUCCCUCUCCGCCUCAUGCUGCGCCUAGGGGCUGAGUACAGAUUUUACCCUUGCCCACUAUACAGCGUGCGUUUUCGAAAGCCUUUGUUCGGAGACGUCGGCCACACAGUCAUGAGGCUUUUAGUGGAUUUUAGGAAUUUCCGUUACAGUCUCCCAAUGGUUCAGGGGCUCACCAUGGACCUGGAGGCUCAAAAAACCUGCAUAAAGAUACCGACGACAGGGUACAAUGAGUUGAUGAAAGCAAUGAACAAGUGCAACGAGCACGUGCUGGCUAUGGGAGCUUGCUUCAACGAGGAGGCCGACUCGCACCUCAUCUGCGUGCAAAAAGAUGACGGCCAGUAUCAGACGCAAGCCAUCAGUAUCCAUAACCAGCCCCGCAAAGUCACCGGAUCCUGUUUUUUCAUCUUCAGCAGUGCCCUGAAAGCAACAGCAGGUUACUUUGCCAAAUCCAGCAUCGUAGAAGAUGGCUUAAUGGUGCAAAUCACCCCAGAGACCAUGGCAGAGCUGCGCAGGUCUCUUCGGGAGAUGAAGGACUACGUCGUCACUUGUGGCCGUGUGGAUCGAGCGGACAGCCAGGAGCUUGUUUGUGUUCAGUGGGUGGAGGCCAAGUGCCUCCUCAAUAAAGGGGUUGUAAGUCCCAUUGAUGGUAAAUCCAUGGAAUCCAUAAGUAGCACAAAGAUGUUCCAGAAAUCCGAAUACAAAGAAAAUGGAAAGAUUAUCCACUGGACAGAGGUGUUCUACCUACAGCGGGCCGAGCCACCAAAAGGUAUAGCAGCUAACGCACCGGAACACAACCGGCUGACGGAGCGGAUAGCCAGAGCCUUUUGCUUGGCGCUGUGUCCGUACCUCAAACUACUCAAGGAGGACGGCAUGGCCAAGUUGGGCCUGCGUGUCACCUUUGACCCCCAGCAGGUGGGCUUCGUGGCAGGUAGCAACGGGCACCCUCUGCCCCCUCAGUACCUGAACGCCCUGGACACCACUCUCAUCCCCGUCAUCCAUAGCAGAGGGCGCAAGAGGGGCGACGAGCCCGUGGUGAUGGAGCUCAUCUUUUACAUCCUGGAGUACAUCACUUAAAACAAAUCCCACCUGACGACAAGUUGAUUUUUUUCCCCUGAAAGACAAUCCACUCACGAGUGGUGAGAACUCACUCGUCGUAGUGGUUUUCAGAGCUUACCCAGCAGCAGCGUGGGUAGCGAGCAAUCAACCAAGAAAUCAAAUAAACAGCAUUAAGUAGCAACCCCACAGCUCGCGUGGGUAAAAUACCUUUAACGUAGAAGCUGGAAUCAGCCCAUGCUAGUUGAAAUCAAAGAGAAUGACUUUUAGUGAGUAGUGGAUGCACAUUGAAUGAAUGCCUGAACGGUGGCCUUGCCUUGAAUGGAAUGUUCUAAAAUUAAAUUUUAAGCUUGGAAAUAAACUUUGCAGCAAAAUAAGUCAUCUUUCUGUAGAAAGAAUGGCGGAGUUUGACUUUUGGGGCAGGGGGGGCACAACAUGUUGAUAACCCCGAAACGCAGUGUCAGCAAUAAAAUUAACAUAUCAGAAUAUUCAUAAUAAUAAGUUGAAAAUAAGCGUUUUUUUUGUUUCCCAUCAUUUUUGAGGGGAAUUCUUAAAUCAGGAUGCUUGGGACAGCUAUACUUUUCGCCAAGAUCGUCAUUCAUUGAAUAUGGUACGCCUGCCGGCGUUGUCAAAUUUUGCACCCCAUCUGAAAUUGCAACUUUGUGUUAAAGAUGGCCGCGAAUACAGCGGUUACAAAGUAAACACUCCAAACUUUAUUUAAAUUAAGGAAUAUUUGCUUACGUUUGAUCAUGGACGGACAUGUAGAAAAGUUCUACUCAGACACAUCCUGCCAUGUUAGCUGCACACAACAACUGCAUGCCGCUCUCUCACUGUUUAUGUCUUAUGGCCCACGGGACAAUAUUUUGCGGCCCCCAUUUGACAUCCAACUGUAGUGUUACUGUUGCCUGCACGUAAUUUUAUUAUUUUACAAGCAGAAAAGCCCGGCGUUUGCCGGGCCAUAUACUUCAUUAUCAGUUGACGAGACACUGGGCUCUAGGCGGAUCUAUAGGGGGCCUAUUUUUUUUAAAACUUUCAAAUUCAAAUAUUUUCAUAACCAGAGCCGCUAGCGACUUAAAACCAGUUUCCCUAAUAAAAUCCCCAAUAACAAUUUUUUUUUUGUACAAGUAUAACAAAACCUAUAAAAUUCUCAAAUUUUACGCUAGAUGCACAAAAAUCCCCAAAAGCAGAGAUAAUCAUUAUAAUAAGUUACCCUGCUAAGCCAGAAAACUGGCUUCGUAGUAUAGGCCACUGGCCUCUGCCUAUUACAGGCCUCUCUAAUAUUUUCAAGUGGGAGAACUUGCACAAUUAGUGGUUGACUAAAUAAUUAUUUGCCCCACUGUAUGUGUUGUGGUUUUUGCUCAACUGGAUUUCUAACAUGGAGCUGAACGGCAAACUUCAAAGUGCAAUGUUUAUGACUUCAGUGGUAUUUUUUUCAACUAUGUGUUAAUUAUAAUGGGUUGCAGGGGUGUUAAACUACAGUGCUCUCUGUCUUAGUGAGCAUGCAGUCUCUUCUGAUAUUCUACAGAAGUUAAACAUAUUUGUAGAGGAAAAAAUAUACUAAAAUGCUAUAUUGCUUCACCAUGAAGUGUGCAUAGACUUCAUAACCUAUUUACAUGACACGGGAAACGGGGCUGAUUCGUAGGGGGAUUAUUUUCAAGAACUUCAAAUUCAAUUAUUUUCAAAACUAAAGCUGCUACCAACACAAACCUACAGUGAAUCACAAAAGUGAGUACACCCCUUGCAUUUCUGUAUUUAUCUCUUUUCAUGGGACAACACUGACAAAAUAACACUUUGACACAAUGAAAAGUAGUCUGUGUGCAGCUUAUAUAAUAGUUAAUUUAUUUCCCCCUCAAAAUAACUCAAAAUAUAGCCAUUAAUAUCCAGGCCCCUGGCAACAAAAGUGAGUACACCCCUUAGAAACUACGUACAUCCCUAAAUGUCCAAAUUGAGUACUGCUUGUCAUUUUCCCUACAAAAUGUCAUGUGUUACAGGAGUGCUGUCAGCAUUGCUGCAGAGAUUGAAGAGGUGUGUGUGUGUGUGUGUGUGUGGGAGUUCGGGUCAGCUUGUUAGUGCCCAGACCAUACGCCGUACUCUACAUCAAAUUGGUGCGCAUGGCUGUCACCCCAGGAGGAAGCCUCUUCUGAAGACGGUACACAAGAAAGCCCGCAAACAGUUUACUGAAGACAUGUCAACAAAGCACACGGUUUACUGGAACUAUGUCCUAUGGUCUGAUGAGACGAAGAUUAAUUUGUUUGGUUCCGAUGAGCUCAAGCAUGUGUGGCGGCGUCCAGGUGAGGAGUACAAAGAUAAAUGUGUCAUGCGUACAAUCAAGCAUGGUGGUGGGAAUGAAUAGAAUAGCCCUUUAUUGUCAUUAUACAGAUGUACAAUAAAAACUGUGGAGCAUUUCCCUUUGCAGUGCAUGAUAAGUUAAAAUCUCAAAAGUGACUUGCGAGUACAAAAUCAAAAUAACUAUAGAAUGCAUAUGAGAUUGCCCUAUGUUCAGGCAGUGCAAAUGAUUGGAGUGAAGUAGCAGCAUUUUGACAGUUAAGGCUUUGAAUAUUGCAGGUGAGUAAGUAUUGCACUUAAAAUAUUGCACAUAAAUGAUUAUUGGACGAUGCCUUGGAGCAUUUCUCUUUGCAGUGCAUGAUAAAAUCUCAAAAGUGACUUGCAAGUAUAAAAUCUAAAUAAACAAAUACAAAAUGCGUAUGAGAUGGCCUUUUAUAGAUAUGGACUUAAAACAGUUGAUUCUUGGUUAAAAGCAAAAGAAACUGCGCAGGUAGCACUUAUUUUACAUAAAAAUGGCGACUGUGCGGCUCAACCUUAAGUUCACUGUGGCGCCGUCUUACUCUCUUUAUACGCUAAAAUUCUUGGGAAUAAAUGCUUAAAUC